This is a messenger RNA of Gadus macrocephalus (Pacific cod), 10068 nucleotides long. It is a transcript of the gene peak1, whose product is annotated as pseudopodium-enriched atypical kinase 1. Bases 601 to 6828 code for a protein of 2075 amino acids. Gene Ontology annotation, biological process: protein phosphorylation. The transcript has 8 exons. Gene Ontology annotation, molecular function: ATP binding; protein kinase activity. NCBI's taxonomy places the organism in Eukaryota, Metazoa, Chordata, Actinopteri, Gadiformes, Gadidae. The record is from RefSeq and is a predicted model, not a curated record.
CGGUUCUCCGGGCCAGCCUCUAUUUAGUACGCGCGUUCCCGCGACGGGCUUGUGGAAAAACUGCGGCUGGUCGAGCCACGCAGGGACGACUGUGUACAAUCACCGCUAGAAAUACAUUCGGAUUUCGUGUUUUCCCGAAGACAUUCACGUAAUCCAAACGGGAUCAUGACCGCGACACACGCGUACGAGCACACCCGGGAAUGACUCGGAAUCAACAAGAGGAAACGCAUUCUCCAGACGCUUGGUGAUUCUAUCCGAUCCCCUCGGCUCUGUUGAAGAUAUAAGAGACUUCCGUUCCACCGGUGCUGCCAAAGCGUAAUACUCUGUAGAUUUACGGGAAGGAGUACGGCUUGUGUCGUGGAUCGGUCAGAGACGAAGGCACACCGCAGGAGCUAGAGCAGCAACUGGUGUCUGCUGGGAGCUCCUUCCGUCUGUACCUCCUGAUUCAUCGCACCGUCCAGUGAUCCGUGCGUGAGAGUACCGGGGCCGUAGAGCACAGUCCAGGGUCGCUGGUUCAGAGUCCAUUCCGGUGACCUGUGGCUCCAUGGAGGGAUUUCCUGUCCACUGACUCCGCCCCCCCACCUCACCGCCUCUGCAGCCAUGUCAGCCUGCAGCUCCUUCACUGAGCACGUGUGGAAGCCGGGCGAGUGCAAGAACUGCUUUAAGCCCAAGAGCCUGCACCAUCUCCAGCCUCAAAACAGCGUGAGGAAGGCCCAGUCGGAGCACAGGCUUUCCCCUCCACAGCAGCAGCAGCAGCAGCAGCAGAACCAGCCUUCUGUGGGGGCCAGGCCCAACCCGGACCUCACCAACGCCCCCCAGAGGCCCGGUGGAGUGGCUGCUCGUUCGGGCCACUUCCGGCCGCCGGUGGCCAAGAAGCCCACCAUCGCAGUCAAGCCCACCAUGAUGCUGCCAUGCGCCUCCACGGAUCUGGAUCCGGAAGGCAACCUCCAGCAGCAGCAGCAGCAGCAGCCGCAGCAGCAGCAGCCGCACCGUCCACCCAGUGCUGGGGAGCAGGGCAAGACCUCCGCCUUCACGGUCUGGAACCGCAACGGGCUGAAUCGCAAGAGGCCUGCCGGGCCCAACAACAACAACGAGGGAGAGGAUAGAGGAGGAGGAGGGGAGGAGAUAGAGGGUUACGGACCGCUCAGCCCCCUGGCCCCGUUCGGGAACAACAACAACAGCGGACUGACUGACGUUCUCAAAGAGAUCGUCGGCCUGGGGCCGGGCCCCAGCCUCUGUCCCCUGUCCGGCUCCAGGGACCUCUUCUUCGGACGCAUCAACACGUCAUACCGGCGGUCCCUUGAAAGGGGUCUUCAGGCCGCGAGCUGCCUGGCCAUGGGUCAAAGCGUUGGAAGCGGAGGGUCCGGCCAGAAAAGGGUCUCCCUCAACAAAAGCGCUGAGAUCAUCAGUGCCGAGGGUGGACGCUACUGCUACCCGGAGUUUUCCAGCGGGGACGAGGAAGACGACGAUGACGAGGAAGAGGAGGAGAGCGAAGAGGAGCACGAGGAAGACGACGACGACGACGACGACGACGACGACGACGACGAGCAGGACAGCUGGGACGAGAGUGACGAGGAGAUGCUGGCCAUGGCGAUCCGCAUGCGGGGCCAGCCGCGCUUCUCGAUAUUCCGCGCGGCCACGUUGUCGCCGGUGCACUUCGCCGCCGGGACGAAGUGGAACACGGUGCCGCUGCGGAACCGCUCGCUGCAAAGGAUAUGCGCCGUGGACUACGACGACAGCUACGACGAGAUCCUCAACGGCUACCCCUCCCUGGACUCCAACGGAGCUCCCAUGGCCUACGGACAGCGCGACGUGCUGGGCGGCGGCUUCGUCUCCAACUCGGAAUCCGCCACCUCGCCCGAGUCCUCCUCGUCCCUCCUCGGGGAUUCCCGCACGGCCUCGAGCAGCGGUAGCAGCGCCGCCCCCUGCGGGCACCCGAACGGCAUGAACUCUCCCUCGGCGCCUCCACACGCUCCCCACAAGCCCUGCACUUUGGAGACUAAGGCGCCGCCCGACCCCAGGUCGGCGCCGCAGAGUCCGUUGAGGAUGGCCGAGACGCACACGGCCGUGCUCGCCAUCCGGCUGGAGGAGCAGGGCGGCAAGGAAGGCGCUCCGAUGCCUCAGGCUCUACCGGGUCAACCCGUCACCAUCAGCUUCAGCCCCACGGAGGAGCGGGUGGUCACCGGGUACCCGUACCGGGUGGUCAACCUGGAGAAGUCUCUCAUUUGCAAGCCCUACACGGUCGUAGACGUUUCUGCGUCCAUGGCGACCAAAGAAGAGCCGAUCCCUGACCCCACGUCGAAAACGAAAAAAAGCCCCCUGAGCCCAAACGCGUUCCCCGGCCCGCUGCGUCAGGCCCUCUCUCCGUCCUUCCCGGGGUCCCCUUCUUCCCCGAUGACGCCCACAACGGCGCUGUUGCCGGCGAACGCCCGCCGGAAAGCCAGCGGGAGCAUUCGGUACCAAGAGGUGUGGACGUCCAGCACAAGCCCGCGCCAGAAAAUCGCCAAGAUAGAUCACGGGUCGGGGAGCGCGCACGGCCCGGCGGUCCCCCCGCGACACUGCAGCCACAAGUCGGCGCCCACGUCGCCCAUCUCCGGGCUGUCCUCCUCCCGCACCAUACCGGUGAAAUCUCCCAACUUGUCGGAAAUCAAGUUCAAUAGCUUCAACAACGCCGGGAUGCCGCCGUUUCCCAUCAUCAUUCGCGACGAGCCGGCCUACGCGCGCAGUUACAACAACGCCGUCAAGGUGCCCAUCGUCAUCAACCCGUGCGCGUACGCCUACGACAACCUGGAGGUGUACAGGAGCUUCCUGGGACUCAGCGGGGAGCCGCCGCCGCCGCCGCCCAAAGGGGCCGUCGGCAGAGUGACGGGCAGCAGAGUGACCAGCCACACCUACGAGGAGAUCGGCUCCUCUGAGAGCGUCCAGUCCAGCGCCACGGAUAAAACCCUCUCCGGCAAGGGCACCUCUGAAAGAGCCGCUGCCGAGGAGCUGAGAGCUCGGCCCGAAGCCCUGUCCAAGAUGAUGAACGUUCAGCCAAGAACCACCACGGAUCCCGACACUGCGGGUACAAGCGUUGUACUGAGCAGCACCAUAAGCGCCGUCUCCUCUCCCACUAGUCCGGCCAACGCGGCCAGUCCUCUCACCUGUACCGUGAGCCUACCCAAGCGCAGCCCUGCUGCCACAUCAGUGGCGCCGUCCGGCCAGAGGAGCGGGGGGUCCUCUGUCGCCACCGACCUGUCCGUGUCCUUCGGGGCGGGGGCGGGCCACCGCGAGGAGGCCGGCGCCGUGCUCUCCCAGAUCGUGGCGUCCAUCCAACCCCCGCACUCCCCUCCGGAGUCUCCCUCGGAGGAGUCCGAGGCGUUCAGCUCGGAGGAGAUCUACGCCGUGCCCCCCGACGCGGCGGAGAGCCUCGCCCGGCCCGGGUCCCUGUUCGCCUCGCCCGGCGGCGCGCCCUCCAAACCCGGCCGGGAGACGCCGUCGAGGCCGGUGCCCAAGUCCCACAGCGCCUCGGCGGCUCUGCCCCUGUCCAGCCCCGCCGAGGCGGAGCCCGGCGCCCCGUUCCCCCCACCCCGCUCCACCUCCUCCCCGUACCACGCCACCAAAAUCCUCCAGAGACACUUCGGCAACUGGAGCAGCAAGUCGCCGGCGUCGGGUUCCCCCACGCGGGCCGGCGACGGCAGCGGCGGCGGCGGCGGCAGGCGGGCGGCGGCCGAGAGCACGAAACCCAAACGCUGGAUCUCCUUCAAGAGCUUCUUCCGCCGGCGGGUUCAGGACGACGAGCAGAAGGAGAAGGCGGAGAAGGAGAAGGAGAAGGGGAACCUAGUGGGGCUCGACGGCACCGUCAUCCACGUGCUGCCGCCGCCGCCCCAGCAGCGGCAGAACUGGUUCGCCGAGGCCAAGCCCGACGACCCCAGCCAGAAGCCCACCAUCAUCUUCACCUACAAGCCGGACGGCGCCGCGCACGACGGAGACGAUAAGAUGGAGGCGCGCUCGGACGAUCCAGGCGGGGAGGUCGCGGCGUCGACCUCCCCGGAAGGGAGGAGGGACCCCGGGCCGACGGCCCCGAGGGGGACGCCGUCGCCGCACGGCGUGGGGGCGGACAUCAUCAGCGAGGUCAUCAGCCAGGUGGCGGCAGCGAGCGGCCACCACCGCCCCACCAGGGACGGGGGGGAGGGGCCUGCAGGGGCCGCCUCCCUCUCCGGCCGGCUACUAAGACCCUCCCCCACGCCCAGGGGGGGUGGAGGAGGAGGGGGCCUGAAGGAGGAGGAGGAGGAGGAGGAGGAGGUGGAGAAUGAGGCCUACCACCGCCCUUACCUCCUCGCCCCCACCACCGCCGCCGCCGCCGUCACCGCGGCCAGCGAGGGCAGUGCCAGCCUGGGGGACCCCGAGAACGACAGCCUGCACUCCCAUCACUCCCACUCCCCGGCCUCCAGCGCCUGCAGCGCCACCUACAGCAACCUGGGUCAGUCCAGAGCCAACAUGAUCCCGCUCAAACAGCCGCGCAACCUCAAAGCCUCCAACGACACCCUGGCCUCGCUGGACCUGGACGGCCUCUCGGAGCAGCCCUUCCCCAAGUCCACCCCGCCCCCGCUGCCCAAGAAGUCCGUCCCGCGCUCCGUCACCGAACCGGGCCUCGCGGGCAAGGAGCCGCCGCCGCCGGGGCCCGUCGCGAGACCCCGGGCCGAGGCCAAGCCCGGCGGCACCAACCUGAGCGUGGCCAACCCCCUCUACGACCUGGACUCCACCUGGGAGUCGGCCAGCCAGAGCUCCUCGCUGAACUCCGAGCCCCACCGCCUCCACGAGCACGAGAGCGGCGGGGACUCCCUGGAGAGGCCGACGCCGCCGCCGCCGGAGGCAGCCGCUCCCUGCUCGGGCAAGGGACGUCCCGCCAACAGCCUGACCGCCCUGGCGUCUCCGGCCCCCGGCGCGGGCACCGGCGGACGGGAGAGGGGGGGCGGGUCUCUGGCGGCGGCGAGGGCCCGGACAACGGGUCGAGGGGGGGGCGGCGGCGGCGCCGUCGGAGGUCCGGGGGGCUCCUCCAAGCCCCAGGUGCCCAUCCUGUACCGGGGCAUGGACAGCUGGGAGGAGGUGGUGGGACGCAUCCGCAGCCUCCACACGGACACGCUGCGGAAGCUGUCGGCGCGCUGCGAGGACCGCUUCAUGGCGGGGCAGAAGGACCACCUGCGCUUCGGCACCGACAGCUGGUCCCACUUCCGGCUGACGGCCGGCAAGCCGUGCUGCGAGGCCGGGGACGCCGUCUACUACACGGCCUCGUACGCCAAGGACCCCCUGGUCAACUACGCCAUCAAGAUCUGCCGGAGCAAAGUGAAGGAGACCCAGCAGCAGUUCUUCCACAGCCUGGCGGUGAGGCAGAGCCUGGCACUGCACUUUAACAUCCAGCAGGACUGUGGACACUUCCUGGCCGACGUCCCCGCCCGCCUGCUGCCCUGGGAGGAGACCCAGGGAGCGGACGAAGAGGAGGACGAGGAGGAGGAGGAGGAGGAUGAGGAGGAGGAGGGAGGAGAGGAAGAUGUAGAAGGACAAAGGGAGAAGGACGAUGAGAAGAGGAAGGCCGCAAACAGGACGGCCGACGCUUCGUCGGCGGACGGCAGGCCGGAGGAGCCUUCGCCGCACGCGAGCUCGCGGGGCUCCCUGCGCAGCCGCGUGGUGGUCAUCACGCGGGAGGUCCCCUUCCAGACGGUGGCCGACUUCGUCCGCCAGGGCGUGUCCCGCCACGCCCGCAACCCGGAGCUGUACGAGCGGCAGGUGUGUCUCCUGCUGCUGCAGCUGUGCUCCGGCCUGGAGCACAUGAAGCCCCACCACGUCACGCACUGCGACCUGCGGCUGGAGAACCUGCUGCUGGUGCACUGCCUGCCCGGCUCCCCGGCCAACCCCGCGGAGCCCACGGAGCCCAACAACAACAACAACAACAACCCAGGGAACGGCGCCGGCGGUGGAGGGGCUAGUCCCGGCAACGCGGCCAACGGCAACGCCAACGCCGCCACCUGCCCCGCCCGCCUCAUCAUCAGCAACUUCUCCCGGGCCAAGCAGAAGAGCCGCCUGGCGGCCGGCGACGCGGGCACCCUGCGCGACCAGUCGCGGCUGGCGCCCGAGAUCGUGACCGCCACGCAGUACCGCAAGUGCGACGAGUUCCAGACGGGCAUCCUCAUCUACGAGAUGCUGCACCGGGCCAACCCCUUCGAGGAGACGCCGGAGCUGAAGGAGCGCGAGUACACCUGGGCCGACCUGCCGCCGCUGCCCCUGCGCUCGCUCUACUCCCAGGGCCUGCAGCAGCUGGCCAGCCUGCUGCUCACCGUCAACCCCUCCGAGAGGAUCCGCAUGGCGGAGGCGCGCGCCUGCCUGCAGUGCCUGCUCUGGGGCCCGCGGGAGGACCUGUUCCAGGCACUGGGCGCCGCCACCGCCGCCGCCGCCCCCGCCCCCGCCGCCGCGACACAGCCCACGGCGGGGGGCGACGCCGGGCAGCAGCGCGACACCACGCUGCAGAACUGGCUGGACCUGAAGAGGACGCUGAUGAUGAUCAAGUUCGCCGAGCGCUCGCUGGACACGGUCACCGGCGUGAGCCUGGAGGACUGGCUGUGCUGCCAGUACCUGGCGUUCGCCUCCACCGAGACGCUGGGCCGCGUGGUGCACAUCCUGCAGCAGCCCCACCCCCAGGUCGCCCCCCAGGACCAGCCCCACCCACAGGCUCCUCCCCAGGGCCCGCCCCAGCACCAGCAGCCGCCGCAGCCGCCGCACGUCGCCCACCACGCCCCAAACCACCACCACGCCGCCCCCACGAUCCACCUCGCGCAGUCCCAGCCGCUGUGAGCCUCUGAAGUCGGGCCGUCGCUAUGGCAACAGAUCCACCGCCACCCCUCUGGAGUGUGCGUGUGUGUGUGCGCCUGUGUGUGUGUGUGUGUGUGUGUGUGUGUGUGUGUGUGUGUGUGUGUGUGUGUGUGUGUGUGUGUGUGUGUGUGUGUGUGUGUGUGUGUGUGUGUGUGUGUGUGUGUGUGUGUGUGUGUGUGUGUGUGCGCGCACGCGCGCUUGAUGAACACUAAUAUCUGGCCUGGUCGUGUACAUCUCUGGCCCCUCGGAUCCCCUACGAGACAGCCUGGUUUCAUCUGCCUUUUCAGUAGUUUCGAUCUUUCCAUGAUGGAACGUGUAAAGGGAGUGGACAGUUGUGGCUGUCCACUCGCUCAAUUAUUCCCCCGUGACAGCGGAACAAAGAAAGCCAACAUGGGGGCUGUCAAGAAAUGAAGUCCAAAACAAAAUGCAACGAGGCGUAGACCCGUUGUAGGACACUGUGAAGUCCGUGCAGCCCGACCAUGCCGUUCGAUAUCCCUGUGUGCGGGGUGCUUAAGAUGCAGAGACACCUACGGCCUCGAGAUGUCUGCGAUUCAAUCCUUGAUCAAAGUGCACGGCCCCGGGGGCUGCUUGAGGUUUUGAGCUCAAAGCCCUGCGAGACAUUAAGGCGUUACAUAAAUGAAUCGUGCAGAUGCCCGGCUGUGUAUCCAAUAGACCUUUCCUGUGAGAGGUGCAGGCUGCAGGAGGGAUCAAGACUGAACAGAGUCAUUGUUUUGUGCUGUGUACUCGCGCAGCCACGGGUGUAUUUGUCGUUUACAUUCAUUUGCCGUGAAGAAACGUCCUGUGUGAUGUAGCAAAUCAGAGAGGUUUGAGCAGGUGAACGUUUAAUGUAUGGUGGGUUUUAGAUGCAACUCGUGGGAUGUAACUCAAUAUUUUAGACCAUGGUUCCCGUACAUGCGCCAGGAAAAGCACAAAGGACAUACUGUGAACUUUGACCAUUCAAUUAUAAAGUAGCCAAAGAAUCCCACACAAAAUUACGACUGAAUUGCUCAAGGUCACUCGAAGCCAGUCAAGGUCACAUUGACUGGCUUUGUUUUUUUCAAUCAAAUCUUACAUAAAUUGCUAACAAGUCACCAACUGUUGGUGUCAACAGUAGGUUACCAUGCCAACAGCAUUAGGUUUCCACAGUUUCUCCUUGGAACUUAUGUUCAAAUACUUUCAAAUCAAAUCCUGGCGUUUUUACCUACGGUAUGUAGCAUUUCAGUGACAUGCAGUUUUAGUCGCCAAAAACACAAAUGUAGAUUUCUUCAGUCGCAUUUAGUGUUCUUUGGCAUACAUUGCCCCUAUCGUGAUCUGAUCGCACAGUUGACUGUCAGUAUGUGUAAACCCAUUUAAUGUCGUCCUUUCCAAGCUCAAAUGGCACAAAGCAAACCGUGGAUUUAAUAUUUUGUUGCAAUGUGUGCAAUUUUUUUUGUGAAUUUUCUUAUGGAGCUUACAGUAUGUUGUUAUUUUUAGGACACCAUGAAGCAUUUUACAAACCUUUGCAAGUCCUUUUCAAUUUCUUGUGGCACAUAAAAUGACGGCAAUGUCUCAUAGACACACAGUUAAGGCUGUAAACUUCAUUUGGAUUCAAUGUUACAACGAUGGCUUGGACACAGUUUGACAUGCUUCAAUGAAUGGGGGAUGUUUUAAUUGUUUUGGUUUUUGAUUUUCUUUCGACUGUGUUCGCCGUUUUCUAACAAUACCAGUCAGUGGAUGGCAUUUACAAAUCCAUCAAGUUGCGCUGACAAACCCUGAUGGGACAAUAACAUUGCAGACAUCAGAGGUUAUCUGAGAGCCAAAGAGAGUGAGUGAAAGAGAGAGAGAGCGAAAGAGAACAUCUGAGAGAGGUUCCCUUUCAGUGGAGGAACUGGCUUGUGAUUAGUUUGGACUAAACUGUACGUGAUGGGCUGGGGUCUUUGGGCCAGACCUUGAAGGAGAGCAAACAAAUAAACCAUUUGAAACUAUUUCACUGGACCCCCCCCCCCCCCCAAAAAAAAAGCCUGCUUGAAUCUCAACCACUAGCCGCCAGAAACACUUUACAAACACAGCCUUAAGAACCCGCCCCUCCAGUGAAACUAUCCAACCACUAAGCAAUGCUUCCACACUUUCCCGCCCUUUUGUCUUUUACUUCCUGUAUGAUCCAGCCAAUCGCAUGCCAAGUCCUACUGUAUUUGCUUUCAGUGUACCCACAUGCAACAGCCAAAUAAGUCUGGCCCUAUUAUCAGCUCCAGGUGAGAUGCGAGAUGUGUCUGCCAGACAGGAAUAUCAAGUGGUUCGCUUUACCAAACAUGAGGAGCCAUCUGUCGAAAAGCCUUGGAGGUGUGGAAUAAAAAAACACAACUUUGACACACAAUGCAACCAUAUGGACAGUCUUGAAAAGAAACGGUUGGUUAGUUGAUUAAUUCACCUGUGUGUACCAUUUUCCUUCCAUUUUUUACGAACCCAUUUUUCUCUUUUUUUUUUUUCUUAUACAUGUUCCAUGAUAUCCGUCCUGCGACAUCAUUCAUAUACAUUAUCAGAAUCAAAGCGAGGCAAAUGGACUUCUGGAAUUAGGGUUCUGUUGGUGUGUGGCAACUUGAGUGUGGCAAGUGAAUCGAGAUAAAGCAAGCAUGGGAUUUUGUCACAAACAAGGGUUUGUUUCUUUAAGAAGUGUGCGUGUGUGCGUGUGUGGAUGGCACUGGUUGCUGUCCUUGUGUUUGUAAAGAUGUCAAGCCUUUAUACAAAUAUAAAUAUAUAUAUAUGCUCCAAUCUUAUCUAUUUUAACCUAUACACACUAUUUUAUCACGUCCUACAGAGCACCAGAGAGACUAAAGUAGAAUUAGUCCAUUUUAAUAAAGCAAAGAUUUACUUUACUCUCCUCCAUUGUAACGGUUAUGAGAGAAGGAAAAGGUAUAGUUGUCUCUAAAAUAAAGAGUGAAAUUGUUAACAUGGAAAAGACAAUCGUUGGACACAGCAGGCCUAUUGUACAGAUAUUUCCCCUCCUCAAUCCAGGAGUCAAACCACUUUGAAGAGAGUUCAUGUUGGAAGUGUGGGCACCAUUUUUAAAACACAUCCGUGUUCAUCGAUUUGUACCAGUGUUGCCGUGCAGUGACAGUGAAUACAGUACUUUGUUUCAUUUGUCAGUCGCAAACUGUACAUGAUGUAUAUCUCCUGGCCCGAUUCCAUUUUACUGUCAAAUCAAGUUAACCAGCGGUAACAGAAAAAUAAAUAUAUGUUUUUAUA